Messenger RNA from Acanthochromis polyacanthus (spiny chromis), 2959 nucleotides. It is a transcript of the gene trmt1l, whose product is annotated as tRNA methyltransferase 1-like. NCBI's taxonomy places the organism in Eukaryota, Metazoa, Chordata, Actinopteri, Pomacentridae. Gene Ontology annotation, cellular component: nucleus. The transcript is spliced from 16 exons. Bases 382 to 2601 code for a protein of 739 amino acids. Gene Ontology annotation, molecular function: RNA binding. Gene Ontology annotation, biological process: tRNA N2-guanine methylation. The record is from RefSeq and is a predicted model, not a curated record.
UACUCGUUAGGGGAGAGUCCCUUUCCAGCCAUGGAGCAAACCCUGUGCAGGCCCAUUUCUGUGCAUCAGUAUAUAUAAGCUUUUCCUCAUUGAAUGUAUUCCUUCUUGCCUUAAAUUGCCUUAUAUGUGAGUCUACAUCCUUACAAUGUGCAGAAUAAUUUAGUCCCCACCUCUGUGUACACCCCCUUCUCUACACACUGCUGAAAGCCUCUUCCGCUAGUUGACAGGAGUCGUUGGUUUCUACACUGUUACCAGGACGCUACAGUUCUAAGGGAGAAGUGCUCUGGCAUAGCGUUGACUCCUUAUCCCGUUCAAGAUGUGUCUUCUGACAUAUGAAAACCACCAUGCAGACAUGCUAACUGAGGGACAGAACACAAAAAGAUGAAGAAACCAGAAGAACGGCAGUCAGGUCUGCAGGAGUCAAGAAGAAAAGCUGUUCAGUCUCAAUCAGUCAAUCUCACAGUGAACAUAGGAGAACCUAACAUUUAUUUUAUUUUAUUUAGCCUUUAUUUAACCAGGUCGGUCCCAUUGAGAUACAAUGACCUCUUUCCCAAGGGAAGCCUGGCCAAGAGAGCAGCCAGAGAAACAUUACAGACAUCAAGCGAACAUCAUCACUCUUAUUUCUAUUUUGAUAAUGUUGAAGAUGCACCUUCGACUACUUACCAGGCUGCAGAGCAGGUGGCAGAGAAUGAAGCAGAUGGAGACAGUGACACCAAACCCUCAACGACAGCCUCUGAGAGACACAUCUCAAUCCAAACAAAACUCAAAGGCCUUGAGAUGUUGGCUGACCUCGAUGGUGCGGGUCGGAAAUCGUGUCCCCUGUGUCCUGAGGAGAAAUUUAAAGCCUGUUACAGCCACAAACUCCGCCGACACCUGCAGAACCUCCACUGGAAAGUCUACGUGGAGCUUCAAGGUCAGAGGAUGUGCAUCUGCCACCUGCCCUGCCGAAACUUGAAGCCCAGCCUCAGCGGUGAUCAGGUGUCGGGGAGACAUGUGGCUCACUACCACUGUGUGGUGUGUUCUGUCACCAUCGCCCGGAAGACCGACAUGAUCAGUCACCUCAAGCGGCACAUCAACAAAGGAGAGACCGAGGCCAGCUACUCUGGAAGCUCAGAUGUACCAUUCGAAGAGCCAGCAGCUCCGUCGGGUCACGCCUAUGAAAUCAUGAAAGAACUUGGAACAAAUGUCCAGCUCCUCCCAAACCACACCACCCCGCAGAAGAGUGACACCUACUUCAACCGCAAAAUGAAGAGCAACAGGCAGCUGGUGUUUUGUUCACUGGCUGUUCUGACUGAGGAGAGAAACCCACUCGAGUGUCUGGAUGCUUUUGGAGCCACAGGCAUCAUGGGUCUCCAGUGGGCAAAGCAUCUUCGUAAUGCCAUCAAAGUGACCAUAACAGAUAUCAGUGACACGUGUGUCAAAAUGAUCAAAGAGAACUGCAAGCUCAACCACAUCCGUGUUGAUGGAUGCCCGCGAGGGCCCCGGGGGCCUGACAGUGAGGUGGAGGGAGUCCCCAUCGCUACGGUGGAGGUCGCCAAGAUGGAUGCUAAUGUCAUUCUGCACCUGCGGGCUUUUGACUACAUUCACCUGGAUCCAUAUGGUACAGCUGUGAACUACUUGGAUGCUGCCUUCAGAAAUGUCCGUAACCUGGGCAUCAUCUCGGUCACGUCCACAGACACAAGUUCCUUGUACGCCAAGUCCCCAAAUGUCACCCUGCGUCACUACGGCUGCCACAUUGUGCGCACUGAGUACUACAGAGAGGUGGCUGCACGCAUGGUUGUGGCCACUGUGGCCAGAGCGGCGGGACGCUGUAACAAAGGCAUUGAGGUGCUGUUGGCGGUAGCAUUGGAACAUUUCGUGCUGGUGGUGGUGAGAGUGCUGAGAGGUCCUACACAAGCUGAUGAGUCGGCCAAGAAAUUACGAAAACUGGUCCACUGUCAGUGGUGUGAAGAGAGACUCUUCCUCAAACAGGGAAACAUGGUGGACGACACGCUACCCUGUAACUGCCAUGGAAGUCUACCUGGAAAGACAGCAGUGCAGCUUGGACCUCUGUGGUCCGGCCCUCUGUUUAAUACAGGCUUUCUGAGGAAGAUGUUGUCUGCAGCGGUACAGCACAGUAUGGAUGACAUCCAGCCACUCGUCAAAACUCUUAUCUGCGAGUCUGAGUGCACCACCCUCAAGUCUUUUGUUCAUGGGCCAUCUGCUCUCACUAACCAGGUGGAGUGUGGCGUUGUCAUUAAGACCCUACAGAGCGGAGAGGAGUUGGGUCCUGCUGACCAGUCCGGGAAGAGGAAGACCGGAGAGGAGUCUGGAAGCGUAGUAAAAAAGCUGAAGUCUGAUGUGUCUCUGGAACACCCGCCUUUCUACUACAGUAUCCACCGCCACAGCAUCCGAGGCAUGAACAUGCCCAAGUUGAACAAGUUCCUACAGUAUCUGACAGAGGCUGGCUUCAGGGUGAGUCGGACUCACUUCGACCCAACAGGAGUUCGAACCGAUGCCACGCUGCUGAAGUUUAAAUCUGUCCUCACCAAGUACAGCGUUCCCACGUACACCAAUGCCACCGCCACUCAGAAGAGUGUGAGCACAGAGACAACAACUUGAGCAGAGUGGAACCCGACAGAGAAGCCAAGAUGGCUUCCAACUCGUCCACACCUGACAGAAAACGUUCUUUCUGCUCCACAAAGUUCUGACUGCACUGAUAUCUGAAAAGCCACCCUGCAUACUGUAUUUAUAUGUGCUUUUAUUGGAACAAACUUUUAUCAAACUAAAACUGAGGUGGGUUUUUUUUUUUUAAAACACAAAUCCAAUCAAUCCUUCAACAGCACAGAUGACCCUAGUUUAUCUACUACGCUAUUUAUUUGUUUUGAAAAUCCAUAUUGUACACAUUUGGCUUUUUUCUUUUUGUUACAUUUUAGUUUUGCCUUCUAAAAACAUAAUAAAAUCUUUCUGAAAAGCGUGA